AUGCUUUUCGUUCAAAACCAUUUAAAAACUUGCAUUUUUAAAACUUUGCUAAUUUCCAAAACGUCCUCUCUAUCUAUGAGUUUGGUCCAAUUGAAGCAUCUUUCCUCAGCUACAAGACGAUUUUUGAACCCAACGCAAAAAGCAUCAAUUUUGGUUAACAAACCCAUCUACAAAGCGACUAUAAACCUCUCUGUCUUAGAAACCCACUUGCAGCAAUGUCAAAAUUUCAAGGAAUUCAAGCAAAUACUUUCUCAAAUGAUCUUCACUGGGUUCAUCAAAGAUACAUUUGCUGCAAGCAGACUUCUCAAGUUCUCCACUGACUUACCAUUCAUCCAUGUUGAUUAUUCCUUCCAAAUCUUCAAUCUCAUUGAGAACUCAAAUGGGUUCAUUUGUAAUACUAUGAUGAAAGCAUAUGUACAAAGAAACUGUCCUCAAAAGGCUAUAUCUUUCUACAAAUUUCUGUUGGAUAGAAACUUGGGUCCUGACAAUUAUACAUACCCAAUUCUAGUUCAAGCAUGCGCUAUUCGGUUAUCUCAAUUUGACGGGAAACAGAUGCAUAAUCAUGUAUUCAAAAUGGGCUUUGAUUCAGAUGUUUAUGUUCAGAACACAUUGAUUAACAUGUAUGCAGUUUGUGAAAACAUGGCUGAUGCACGCAAGGUCUUUGAUGAAAGUCCCGUGUUGGACUCGGUUUCAUGGAAUUCGAUUUUGGCAGGGUAUAUUCAAAUGGCUGAUGUGGAAGAGGCAAAAUUUAUUUACUAUCUGAUGCAAGAAAAGAACACUAUAGCUUCAAAUUCUAUGAUUGUGCUGUUUGGUAAGACAGGUAUGGUGGAAGAGGCUCAUCAGCUAUUUAACGAAAUGCCUGAGAAAGACAUGGUUUCUUGGAGUGCAUUGAUUUCAUGUUAUGAGCAAAACGAGAUGUAUGAGGAGGCUUUGGAUAUGUUCAUUGAAAUGAAUGCUAAUGGAAUUAUGGUGGAUGAGGUUGUGGUUGUGACUGUUCUUUCUGCAUGUGCACAUUUAUCGGCUGUCAAGGUAGGGAAAUUGAUCCACAGCUUGGUUGUGAAAAUUGGAAUUGAAUCUUAUGUUAACCUUCAAAAUGCUCUGAUUCACAUGUAUUCAAGUAGUGGGGAAAUAAUAUCUGCCCAAAAUCUGUUCAAUGCAGCUUGCCACUUGGACCAGAUUACUUGGAACUCUAUGAUAUCGGGAUACAUGAAAUGCGGAUGGAUAGAAAAUGCCAAGGCAUUGUUUGAAUCCAUGCCCAAGAAGGAUGUUGUCUCAUGGAGUGUGAUGAUAUCAGGUUAUGCUCAACAUGACCGCUUCUCUGAAACUCUGGCGUUAUUCCAGGAGAUGCAGUUUUCUGGAAUUAGACCAGAUGAGACUACUUUGGUAAGUGUGAUCUCAGCUUGCACUCAUUUGGCUGCCCUUGACCUAGGAAAAUGGGUUCAUGCUUAUAUAAGGAAAAAUGUUCUGAAGAUAAACAGAAUUUUGGGUACAACACUAGUGGACAUGUACAUGAAAUGUGGAUGUAUGGAAAAUGCAUUAGAAGUUUUUCAUGAGAUGGCAGAGAAGGGAACUUCUACUUGGAAUGCUCUCAUUCUUGGGUUGGCAAUGAAUGGGUUUGUAGAGAAGUCACUUGACAUUUUUUCUGAGAUGAAGGCAUCUGGUGUAGUGCCUAAUGAGAUAACCUUUGUUGCAGUUCUUGGAGCUUGUCGGCACAUGGGCUUAGUAGAUGAGGGCCGUGAACAGUUUGAUUCAAUGACUCGAGAAUACAAAAUCGAACCAAAUGUUAAGCAUUAUGGAUGCAUGGUUGACCUUUUAGGGCGGGCUGGCAUGCUCAAAGAGGCAGAGGAACUCAUCGAGAGUAUGCCUAUUGCACCUGAUGUUGCUACUUGGGGCGCUUUGCUUGGGGCUUGUAAGAAAUACAAUAACCAUGAUAUGGGGGAGAGGAUAGGAAGAAGGCUCAUCGAGCUUGAGCCUGACCAUGAUGGGUUCCAUGUGUUGUUAUCCAACUUAUAUGCUUCAAGAGGUAAUUGGGAUGAUGUUCUCCAAAUCAGGGGAAUGAUGAUGCAGCAUGGGGUGGUGAAGAACCCAGGUUGUAGCAUGAUUGAAGCAAAUGGAGUGGUUCAUGAAUUUCUUGCAGGAGAUAAGGCACACCCUUUGAUAAAUGAGAUUGAGGAUCAAUUGGAUGAAAUAGCUAAGAAAUUGAGGAUGGAAGGUUACACACCAGACACUAAUGAGGUUUCCCUUGACAUUGAUGAAGAAGAGAAGGAAACUGCUCUUUUUAGACACAGUGAGAAGCUUGCUGUUGCCUUUGGGCUUAUCACUACUAGUGCACCAACUCCAAUAAGGAUUAUGAAGAAUUUGAGGAUAUGUAAUGAUUGUCAUACAGCAGCAAAGUUCAUCUCAAAAGCUUUUGGACGAGUGAUUGUGAUAAGGGAUCGGCAUCGCUUUCACCAUUUUAAGCAGGGAUCUUGUUCUUGCCGAGAUUAUUGGUAGUAGGGUAGAAUACAUAAACAACCUAACAGACCCUUGCCUUGUACAGAUUGGAUUAAAAAGUUUUGGAAAAAAGCAUGCAAAUCAAAUUACUUUAUUGUAUUCCAAGGCGUUAUAAAUGACUUUCCCAAUACUUUGUUUGGAUGUAUUGCUCUUCAGAAAAAAUCAAUUUAUUUGAAUCUCGUUCUUCUCGGAAACAAUUGUUUGAUCUCUUCUUUCUUUGCAUUA
Molecule: messenger RNA, 2718 nt
Organism: Ziziphus jujuba (common jujube)
Lineage: Eukaryota; Viridiplantae; Streptophyta; Magnoliopsida; Rosales; Rhamnaceae
Product: pentatricopeptide repeat-containing protein At1g08070, chloroplastic-like
Exons: 1
Coding region: 1-2493 (830 amino acids)
Biological process (GO): RNA modification
Molecular function (GO): zinc ion binding; RNA binding; protein binding
Source: RefSeq, a predicted model, not a curated record